Molecule: messenger RNA, 1638 nt
Organism: Fonsecaea erecta
Lineage: Eukaryota; Fungi; Ascomycota; Eurotiomycetes; Chaetothyriales; Herpotrichiellaceae
Exons: 7
Coding region: 1-1638 (545 amino acids)
Biological process (GO): transmembrane transport; carbohydrate transport
Cellular component (GO): membrane
Molecular function (GO): carbohydrate:proton symporter activity
Source: RefSeq, a predicted model, not a curated record
AUGGCAACACUCAGUGAAAAGGAGACUCUCCAUCAGGUGGAAGACUCGAAGCCCACUGCCACAGACCAGGAAAUCAGUGCCGUCAAUGCAGACUUUGCUGCUGCCCUGAGUCAGAAUGCUCCGAAUCCAUGGGGACGUGGACAUAUCGCCUUGUACGGUUGCUGUCUCAUCGUGUAUCUCUGUUCCACCAUGAACGGUUACGACGGCUCUCUCAUGGGCAGUAUCAAUGCUCUUCCCAAUUAUCUCCACUACUACAACGUGUCCGAAAAUGAACAGGCGGGAACUGGGAUCGUAUUUGCGAUCUUCCAGGUCGGGCAAAUGACAGGGGCCCUGUUUGUCUGGUUAGCCGACUGGAAAGGAAGAAAGCUCCCAAUAUUCCUCGGCUGUGCCGGCGUGAUAGUCGGCACGAUCGUCACUGCCACAGCUAAGACAAUGGCUAUAUUCAUCGGUGGUCGCUUCUUGCUCUCUUUUUUCUGCACGUGGGCUACAACUGCAGCACCCAUGUACAUCGUCGAAAUCGCGCCCCCUUUGUAUCGUGGCACUGUGUCUGGACUAUAUAACACUCUCUGGUAUAUGGGUUCAAUUAUCGCCACCUUUGCCGUCUAUGGGACGCAUCUCCAUUUUACAUCAAACCUAGACUGGCGGCUACCCCUGUGGCUUCAACUGCUCUGCCCCGGUAUCGUUUGUCUCGGAGUCUGGUUUCUCCCGGAAUCUCCUCGUUUCUUGGUUGCCACCGAUCGCCUGGAUGAAGCUCGAGAUUUCAUUGUGAAAUACCACGCAAAUGGAGAUGGAUCACACCCCAUCGUGAACCUGGAACUCAAUGAAAUUCAAUACAAUUUGCGUGAUGUUCCGUUGGCCUCGUGGAGCAACUUUUUCGAUCUUCGGAUUCUCGUCAAGUCCCGUUCGAGAAGAUACCGAAGCAUGUUGAACCUGGCGUGGAGUUGGUUUGGCCAGUUCUCCGGAAACAACGUGAUUUCUUACUACUUACCUCUGCUCCUUACCAACGUUGGGGUCGCGGACACCAACACCGUGCUCUUACUCAACGCGGUGUAUGCUUUGACUGGUUGGAUCGCUGCCGCUGCUGGAGCUCGCUUCCACGAUGUCUUCGGCCGACGUAAAAUGAUGCUGGGGUCGACCUUUGGCAUGAUCAUCUGCCUGUCUAUCACCGCCGGGACUGCAGCGGGAUACGUCAAUACCGGAUCGAAAAGCUCGUCAGAUGCAAGCAUCGCCUUCAUCUACAUCUUUGGCGUCGUUUUCGCGUUCGCCUACACAAGUAUGCAACCCAUCUACCCUGCCGAGGUCAUGUCAAACGAAAUGCGAGCCAAAGGGAUGUGGCUUUUCCAGUUCACGGCCGGCCUCGCGUCAUUCGUCAACACCUUCGCCGCGCCCGUGGCCUUGAAGAACAUCAAGUACUGGUUUUAUGUGUUCUUCGUGUUCUGGGAUUGCUUCGAGUUCCUCUUCAUCUACUUCUUCUUUGUUGAGACCAAGGGCAGGACUCUGGAGGAGUUGGAUGAGGUGUUCGAAGCGAAGAACCCGAGGAAGGCCAGUACGAGGAAAGUUGUGGUGAGAAGGCGGGAAUUUGUGGACAAGGAAGGUGCCCAUAAUGUUCACGUCUCGAAAGUGGAUCAGCUCGCCUAA